Wyeomyia smithii (pitcher-plant mosquito) is the source of this 5545-nucleotide messenger RNA. It is a transcript of the gene dlg1, whose product is annotated as disks large 1 tumor suppressor protein. The coding region runs from base 550 to 3528 and encodes 992 amino acids. Gene Ontology annotation, cellular component: neuromuscular junction; neuron projection; postsynaptic density membrane. Gene Ontology annotation, biological process: chemical synaptic transmission. Lineage: Eukaryota; Metazoa; Arthropoda; Insecta; Diptera; Culicidae. The transcript is spliced from 20 exons. Gene Ontology annotation, molecular function: kinase binding. The record is from RefSeq and is a predicted model, not a curated record.
UCAUCAGCAAAGAGCAGAACAUUACCGUUCGAUACACACCACGACGACGACGACUACUGCCAAAGAAAGCAUCCUAGUGUUGUCGGUGCCAGACUAGCAAAACUAAGAAAAAGUGAAAAUUUCUAGUCGAAAUUCUUCGAUCCGCUUUAUAAAGUCUCCCGCGGGCUGGUUCGAUGGGUGAAAACGGUGAAUUUCGCAAAUAGCCAACGGAACAGUGUGCGGUGAUUUGUGCGAUGCUUGAGAAAAUAGGAAAAUCCAUCAUAGAGCAGCGUUAAGCAUUUCAGUGACGAAAGUAGAGGAAAGGAAGUGAAUAAACGCUGUAUACUUUCCGUAUUUUCCGCUUUGCUCGGGUUAAGUGGUUGUGUGUCGAUUGAUCGACGUGGAGAGGGGAAAUCAGAAGAUAAACGACAACGCGAUUUUCGACAGUCUCUGUACUGUGUAAAUAUCGAUUUUGUGUGAAAGUUUCGUCGAACUGCUGGCUCUGCUUUGCUGCGGGAGCCGUUUUCCGGACAUCAUAGCAAGCACCGGGACAGGAAGCACGUCACCAGGAUGCCAGUUAAAAAGCAAGAAGCACACCGAGCUCUGGAACUGCUCGAAGAUUACCACUCACGUCUGUCCAGCCCACAGGACAGAGCACUUCGCAGUGCCAUCGAACGUGUUAUAAGGAUAUUCAAGUCCAGACUCUUCCAGGCGCUGCUAGACAUUCAGGAAUUCUACGAACUCACUCUGUUGGACGACUCGAAAUCCGUACAGCAGAAAACGGCAGAAACGCUGCUCAUAGCGAGCAAAUGGGAACAGGAUAAUGCCAUCAAAGCGAACGAGAAUGGCACCAUCACCAACCAUAUCCCUGUCCUGAUGCAAACUAUCUUGAAUGGCCACCAAAAGCAGCAGCAGCAGCAACAACAACAACAACAACCACAACAGCAACAGCAGAACCACAACAAUCAAAGCAACCAAUUGCAGCGAGAGCAGCUUGAGAAUCAGGCCAAUCGAAUCAAGCAGCAACAAGAGCAACAGCAACAACAACAACAACAACAGCAGCAGCAACAACAGCAAGCACAGCAACAGCUUCACAAAGAGGAGGAAAAAACAGCGAUAGUUCCUACAAUCUUGGCCGACACGCCAUCACCAUCACGCUUCUCGGGAACCAGAGUCAACACAUCUAACUCGAAUGAUGCGAAACAGCUAAACGGUGAUGCUGUUUGGGAGUACGAUGAUAUUGUACUGGCCCGGGGCUCGACUGGGCUUGGAUUCUCGAUAGCUGGCGGAACGGACAAUCCGCACAUCAAUCUGGAUGCCUCGAUUUAUAUCACAAAGGUUAUCCCGGGGGGCGCAGCCUAUGCCGACGGACGGCUGCAGGUGAACGACUGUAUUGUCUCUGUUAACGAUAUGUCGGUAGUGAAUGUAACCCACGGAGAAGCUGUCGAUGCCCUGAAGAGAGCCGGCGAAAGGGUGACAUUGCACAUUCGACGGAAAAGGCCUCCGGCACAAGCGCCCAAACAGGAAGAAAUAGAGCUGAUAAAGGGUAACAAGGGGCUAGGAUUCUCGAUCGCCGGCGGAAUCGGUAAUCAGCAUAUUCCGGGCGAUAAUGGCAUCUAUGUAACGAAGAUAAUGGACGGCGGGGCGGCCCAUGUGGACGGUCGCCUCGCCGUUGGCGAUAAGCUAAUUGCCGUGCGGACCAGCGACGAGGAACGGAAUCUCGAGAAUGUGGUCCAUGAGGAAGCGGUCGCCACGCUGAAAGCCAUCACCAACAAGGCGACGUUAAUCGUGCAGAAGACCAACAUCCUGCAGGCGCUGGCCAACUCGAUUGGAAACUUGAACUCGCUGUCCACUAGUGCAAUGAAUCAGGUCGGCCAGAGUGUUGUCGAUCAUGCAGCGGUACUGAGCGGCGGCGGAGAGCUUCGAUCCCACUCGCCGCUGUUGGAUAAUAUGUCCUCACGCUAUGCGUCCUCGAAUCUGCUGGAGUCUGGCAUGCCGAUUGGAACGCCGCGAGCCGUUAGUCAUGAGGACAUUUCGAGAGAGCCUAGAACAAUAGUCAUACAGAAGGGCCCUUCAGGAUUGGGCUUUAACAUAGUCGGCGGCGAAGAUGGGCAGGGGAUCUUUGUGUCAUACGUGCUUGCCGGUGGUGCGGCCGACGUCGGAGGGGAAUUAAAGCGAGGCGAUCAACUGCUAAGUGUGAAUGGUGUUAGCUUGUCCGGUGCUUCCCAUGAGGAUGCUGCCCAGGCUUUAAAGAACGCUGGUGGCACGGUUACCCUGGUUGCGCAGUACCGCCCGGAAGACUACAACCGGUUCGAGCAGCGAAUACAAGAACUCAAGCAGCAGGUUGUGGCCGGAACUGGAACCUUGUUGCGGACCUCUCAGAAACGGACACUUUAUGUGAGGACACUGUUCGAUUAUGAUCCGAACCGAGAUGAUGGCCUACCGGGACGCGGGUUACCCUUCCGCCAUGGUGACAUCUUGCAUGUUACAAACGCUUCAGAUGACGAAUGGUGGCAGGCGCGGCGAGUGAUUGGCGACGAUGAGGAGGAAAGCAUUGGAAUUGUUCCUUCGAAGCGGCGCUGGGAACGAAAGCAGCGGGCUCGCGAUCGGAGUGUCAAAUUCCAGGGACAUGCCGGUGGAAACAUGGAAAAGGUUUCGACGCUUGAUCGUAAAAAGAAAAAUUUCUCUUUCUCGCGACGAUUUCCAUUUAUGAAGAGCAAGGACGAUAAGAACGAAGAUGGAUCGGAUCAAGAGCCGAAUGGCAAUGUGUGCGAUCAGAAUAAUCAUGAUUCAGAGCAACCUUUCAUGCUUUGCUACACACAAGACGAUGCAAACGCCGAAGGGGAAAUUAUCUACCGCGUGGAAUUACCCGACAUGGAGCAGAUAACUCUAAUUUACCUGGAGAAUAAUGAUGCUGAUUCCGAGGAAAAUAUCCUCUCCUACGAGUCAGUCCAGCGCCUGCAGAUCGGCUACACUCGUCCGGUAAUUAUUUUGGGACCGCUGAAGGAUCGCAUCAACGAUGACCUCAUUUCGGAGUAUCCGAAUCAAUUUGGAUCAUGCGUUCCUCAUACUACCCGACCGAAGCGGGACUACGAAGUUGAUGGCCGGGAUUACCAUUUCGUAGCAUCACGGGAGCAAAUGGAGAAGGACAUCCAGAAUCACCUGUUCAUUGAGGCCGGCCAGUACAAUGACAACCUGUACGGAACGUCAGUCGCGUCGGUUCGCGAGGUAGCCGAAAAGGGUAAGCACUGCAUCCUGGACGUGUCGGGUAACGCCAUCAAGCGGCUGCAGGUGGCGCAGCUAUUCCCGAUCGCAAUAUUCAUCAAGCCAAAGUCGGUGGAAUCGAUUAUGGAAAUGAACAGAAGAAUGACCGAGGAACAGGCCAAGAAGACUUACGAGAGAGCACUCAAAAUGGAGCACGAGUUUGGAGAAUAUUUCACAGCAAUUGUCCAAGGCGACACAAUCGAGGAGAUCUACAGCAAGACCAAGAACAUCAUCUGGUCCCAGAGUGGUCCAACCAUUUGGGUGUCGUCAAAGGAAUCUCUAUGACCUCAGGCCAACAUUACGUGGACGCUGCCACCGAACAUGCGCGCCAGGCCGGUGUCCCGCUCCGGUUAUCAUCAUUGACGGUAGCCGAGGCCAUCAUAGCCGCCGCCGCCACCACCACCAACACCACUAGCCCUACCACCAUGAUGUUGAUAACGAUGAUGAUGACGAGUUCACUCACACUCUCACACUUACCCAGCUAUACAGGGCAGACACUCAGCCUGUCAGUCACGGAGCGCAGCUGUGCGGAAACUAAUAGCAAAAGUGCUGCUAGUAGUUUAGAAAAUAAAAUAAAGAGCAAAACAUGUUGUUGUCUAUUAUUAUUUUUAAAUUAUAUAUAUAUUGAUGCGAGUACGAGAGCAUGGCGAGUAAGAUUUUAAAAGAACAUUUGCAUAAAUAUGGGAAAUUUAUUUAAAUUAUUUUGUUCGAGAAUAAUAAACCUAUUAACAAUUGAUGAAUGUUUAUUAAAUCAAUAUAUUUAUAUAAAAGAAUAUAUAUAAAAUUAAUGUAUCUAAUGAAAUAUGGUUAAAACUGAAUGAAAGUAAACACAUUGAACAGAUCAUGUAUAUUAAGGUAAUAACGUCUACAGAACUCAGUCGCGGACGGGUCCGUGAACCGCAUCAACACUUGAAAAGUCUGGUUGUUGGACUCUAACAUGUAUCUAGUACUGUGCUUCAAAAUUGUUACAAAUUUAGCGAGAAACACUAAGGCUAGUAGAAAGCAAAUAUAACCUGCACCUGUCCUAAAUAACAAUUGGUUGGAAAAAGUAAACGAAACGCAUUUAACUAGAGGAAUCGCCCAAAAGCCGAACUCACGAAACAAACAAAAAAAAACGAUCCGCGUCAGAGAACGUUUGAUCCAGUCCAGAGUCCUCACAAAUAAGUAGUCUAAUUUUUGGACAAUCAAAUUUCCGGCAAUUCUCAAAGCUAUAAUCUAUUACUAGAGGUACGAUUCAAACCAUUAAAAACUCGAAAUAUGACACUUUGUUUUAGUAGGAGUAAACGGUUUUAUUUAUUGUUUUAAUUUGCACCAACUCACUCACAAAUACAAAAAAAAAACAUAAAACCCACACCCUGCACCCACAUUGGAACAUUGAUAAAAAGCUCACAAAUAGAAAAGCGAAAAGUAAAUAACACCAUUCAUUUUAUGUUUUAGUAAGUAAGUAGUCGAUUAAAGAUGUAUUAAAUCGUCACCGGCUUGAGCUCAUCUCUGAAAACAAAACAAAAAAAAACAAAUAAAUUCUUUUCCCGUCGCAGUCCGUGCGCAAAAAGCAUCUCUCAAUAGGCUCUGUUGUGUAAAGAUAUCGGUAAGCAAGUCAUCGGUUUUAAAUGACUUGAUGAACUUCGUGCCAAAAGUUUACACAAACUCUCAGUACAUUCAAUUUCGAACAUAAAAUAGCCAAAAGUCGCGAGCCAUAGCCCGGAACCGGUCAGUCAGUAUCUGUAACGUGAACGAUGUGUCAUUAGUUCUCUCUUCCUCUACCUUCCACUGCAGUUUAAUGAUUGAUCGUCGCCAUGAAAGGACGAAGCUAAAACUUAUUAUAUCGUUAGAACAAAAUGUUUUUUCAACAAGCAUAGUUCCAAAUCGAGCUGUAAAACCCAGUUAGUAAAGCGAACAUCGCUCUAGUGCGACACCAUGAGAAAAUUUAACUAGAACCUGCAACACUUGCAUGAAUUACAUUAGGAAGCUGCCUUACGAAAAAAAAUCCCUUAAAAAUUUUAUAACGAAAUAUGUAAGAAUGCCGAAUGGUUUAAGUUGUUCAAUGAGCCGAAAGUUAAUCAAUGAUAACUGUGUAAAUAGGGAUUCAAAACAUAGAAUCGGAAAAAAUUAAAAAAAGAGGAGUAAAACAAAAUUUAAAUCAUAGAAUGAAGAGAAUAAACUCGUUGAGAGAUAUUUCCGAUUAGUAGGAACUCACUCAUACACACUCACACAUCUUGUGUCGAAAAGAAGAAGAGUUGUUUACUUCUUGUAAUUGCAAUAAACGCGACAUUACGUAAAAAUAGGUUUGUUGCCAAUCGUU